UACGAGUUGCAUGUCGCGGCUAUAUUUUAUCGCAACGGACUGACGCGUUGAGAAACGGCCGGGCCUCUGUGUUAUUUUACAUGACGUUACGUUCGUUUGUGAAAUGGCCACUACUAACAAACACUUCAAGCUGCUCGUAUGCGCGGCCGGCAUAUUCGUAUUUUAUUUUUAUUUCGGGAUACUGCAGGAAAAGAUCACACGCGGACAGUAUGGUGAUGGGGAGAACCGCGAGAAAUUCACGUAUAUGUUUGCUCUGGUCUUCGUUCAGUGCCUGGUGAAUUAUAUAUUCGCCAAGACUAUCCUGUUGACAGUGAUGAAGCAGGGCGAGGAUACCACGUCGACUCUGUACUACGCGCUGUCCGCCUUGACGUAUUUCCUCGCUAUGGUGUGCAGUAAUAUGGCGUUGCAAUUUGUCAGUUAUCCGACGCAGGUGAUCGGUAAAGCCGGCAAGCCUAUUCCUGUCAUGAUACUUGGAGUGUUGCUUGGAAAAAGGGUGUAUCCAGUUAGGAAGUACAUAUUCAUUCUUUUGAUUGUCAUUGGAGUUGCGUUAUUUAUGUACAAGGAUGGCAAUGUCUCUAGCCAGAAGCAGUCCGAUACACGAUUAUCGAUGGGAGAAUUGUUGUUAUUGCUGUCGUUAACGAUGGAUGGAUUGACGAGUGCGGUACAGGAACGAAUGAGGGCAGAACAUAACUCGAAAUCGGGUCAUAUGAUGCUCAACAUGAAUAUCUGGUCUGUUGUAUUUAGCGGUACAGUGAUCCUUAUUUCCGGAGAGCUUGUCGAAUUUGUUGCUUUCUUGCAACGAUAUCCUUCCACUGUAUGGCAUAUAGCAACGUUUUCCAUAGCCGGAGCGUUCGGACAAUAUUUCAUAUUUUUGACAGUAGCUGAGUUCGGUCCAUUGCCAUGUUCGAUUAUAACCACUACUAGGAAGUUUUUCACCGUUUUAGGCUCUAUAUUAAUUUUUGGCAAUAAUCUCUUGCCUAGACAGUGGCUAAGUACCUUUGUAGUAUUUUCAGGUUUAUUUUUAGAUGCCAUGUAUGGUAAAGAUAAAACUAAAAAAGAUAUUGUUAAAUAGGAUGUGAUAAUUUUUUUUCUUUCAAUAUUUCUUUACAAUAAUAGUCCUUUAAAGGGUACUAAAGGACGAUAGUUUUUUAAGGAAUGUAUACUUCCAGCGUUUAAGUUAUUGUUGUACUGCUAAAAGCGUUUGUAAUAUACUAGAAACAUGUUAGGAUUUCUAAUCUUGGAUAUAUAUGAAGGAAAAAACAAUAGCGUUAAAUUGUUUUUAUCUACUUGUGUCUUUACAAGCGACAAGAAACGAUUCUGUAAGAAUCCUUGGAUGAAAGAGAAUUUUUUAAGGAUAAUUUUCACUACAAUUACACAAAGCUGGUUCAAUGUCAAAAGCAUUGAAAAACAGAUAUGUAUAUUAUAUGCAAAAAUAUGUACAAGUAUAAUAUUUUUUAUCGGUUUUAAUAGUCCUUUUUUCGAAUCAAGAAGCAAAUUUAAUAUUGAACUGAGAAUUUUUAUGUUUUCACUAUUUAAUAGGCUUGUAUCUACUGGAAGGGCUUCCUUUUUUUUAAUAGAUAAUAAUAAUUCCUUAAUGCAGACAUUGAAUUAUGACGUUAGAAGCAAAAAUCAUGAAUGAAUGAUACAAUGCGAAGAAAAGCCCUUGCAUUGUAUUAUUGGAAAACGUGAUUAAUAAUGUGUGAAAAAUAACUUGUUUCAACUUGUUUUAGUGAAGGAAAAGAAUUUUCUACUUUCUCACUUUUGAUCUCAUAAUUCAAUAAAACUAUAAUACAAUGAGGGAUCAGGGAUCCCUUAAAAUCAGGGUCUAACAAGAUGGAAAGAAUAGGUGAAUCUUCUGUAUGCUGUGGAUUUAUUUCAGAAUGUAUUCUACGGUGUGUGCUCUGUGUGUGUGUGUAUAUAUAUAUAUAAUGUAACUUGCUAAAACAACCAACUUGUACAUAACAAAGAAAUAUAAUGCACAAAGAGAUGUGACAAUCCUAUUAUUAUUAUUAGAAAAAUAUAAUUAUGCAUGUUUAA
Linepithema humile (Argentine ant) is the source of this 2037-nucleotide messenger RNA. RefSeq names its product Solute carrier family 35 member B1 homolog meigo (gene meigo). Gene Ontology annotation, biological process: UDP-galactose transmembrane transport. The record is from RefSeq and is a predicted model, not a curated record. Lineage: Eukaryota; Metazoa; Arthropoda; Insecta; Hymenoptera; Formicidae. Gene Ontology annotation, cellular component: Golgi membrane; endoplasmic reticulum membrane. Gene Ontology annotation, molecular function: UDP-galactose transmembrane transporter activity; UDP-glucose transmembrane transporter activity.